This is a messenger RNA of [Candida] anglica, 2887 nucleotides long. The record is from the annotation of a GenBank genome assembly. NCBI's taxonomy places the organism in Eukaryota, Fungi, Ascomycota, Pichiomycetes, Serinales, Debaryomycetaceae.
GCUGGGGGCUCCUAAUACUUGCAUAGAAAACCCAUUUCUUUUUUGAUUUUCGGUAUCUGAAAACAACCAGGACUUUUUGCUUCAGGAAAAGGGUUUGUUUGUUAUUUGGAUAUCAAUAUUUUUAUUUUUACCUCCUACUACCAAUACGUCGUAGGAUUGGUACUAGAAUCCCGUUAUUUUCUGCUCAUCUUCUGAUCUCGUCGAUUCCAACCUUCAUUGCUCGAUUUAUGUACCACAAGAGUCAAUAUAAUAACCACAAAAUUUAGACGGGCAAACUUUCAAGGCUAAACUUUCGGAUCAAACAAUUUUAAGAUCUUGACUUUUAGCAAGUGUUAAACGGUUAGAUUCUUACUACAAUACUAAAAUUCCUAAAUCCUACUUAUACUUACACUCGCUUUUACAAUCACACUUUCGCUAAAUCAAAUCCAAUCAAGUUAACCAACCUCAUCACCAAAAUAUGAACCAUUCAAACUUAUCCCUGACUUCAUUUGAUGAAAAUUUAUAUGAUGUUUCAAUGACUCGUAACAUGUCUUCUGGUUCUGUACACAAAAAGAAAUUUGAAUCAGUAUAUGGACCACGUAGAGUUGGGUCCUUGACAUCACUCAAUACACAUGAUUCUAAACGACCCGGUGAUUACUUUAUUUCCAAGAUGAAUAGCAGUAGUACAAGUUUACCUCAGCAAAUGGGGCCCGCGAUUCGACCCAAGCUGGGUGAAUCAAUUAUAUCAUUACAAUCGAACAUCUCGGAUGAAACAAAUAACUCCCAAUUCGAUACACCCGAUUCGAGAUUAAGCUCAAUCAGUAGUAGUUCUGUGGUUUCACCCUCUGAAUCGCCAUCCAUUAACUCAUAUAACUUUUCUGCGAUAACCACUUCUACAGAUUCGAGAAUAACAGAAGAAGAUGAGGAUGAAGUUUUAAGUUUUGAUACAUCUGAAGAUGUUAUUGAACAGGUUCAACCAAGUUCUUCCAUCUCCACCAUAACCCUCAAGAAUAAUUCAAGAUCUAAUCUCACAUAUACCAAACCACAUCCUAGACCGAAGAUGAGAUCUCUUUCAACCAACAGUGUGUUAACAUCGAAUUGCGGUUUAGCGAGAACUAAAUCAAAAUAUAUCAACGCUAAAGAGAUUAAAGAACGACAACAAUUACGUAAAAAGCUUUAUGAUGAUAAUGAUGAUGAUGACGAUAUACUAAAUAAUGACUUUGAUCUUGUUUUCAAUGUACCUGUGAUACGUACUCAAUCAGAACUUUAUCUCAGCAAGGCAGCAGCUUUAUCGCAUAAUGAUCUUGUAUUGAAAAAUGAUAAAUAUUUAUCCAAGGGUAUGAAUUCAAAGCCUUUCCCACUUCCAGGGAAAUUGAAUGUGAAUACAAACCCCAACACGAGCAUAGAAGAAGAAGACGUUGAAAUCACUAGAAAUAUCUCAUCUUUCUACAAUCAACGAUCUACAUCGCUUUCAUCAAUGGUUAAGAAAACCCGUGAACAAAACUUGGUAUACAAAUUACCAAGCUACGUGAAAUCGCAAUCUUCAAUUGACGAUUUAUCGUUAAUGUCUCCUGAAAAGUUAAAUGUAUUGGAUCAAUCGAGACCAAUCAACUUGCCCCCAAAAUCUACUAACGAUAUUUCCAAACAUAAUAAAGAACUCAAACGAUAUGUAUCUGAUUUCGAAGCAAGUGCUAAUAGUCAUGUUGUAAAUUUCCAAAAAUUUAGUGAUUCAAUGGUACAAUCACGUAAACAAUGGGAAAUGUUACACAGCACCUCAAAGUCACCUAAAGAAUUCAAGAGGAAACUCUAUAGUGGCAAAAAUUCAAUAAGAAACUUGUGCUGGAACUCAAGUUGUCCACGAGAACUUAGGUACGAUAUUUUGAUUGGAUUUUUAACUCUUUCUGAGAAGCCGACAAACCCAGAACGUUCCAGUGAAACCAUCAAAGCCAAUUAUGAUUACUUGGUACUGAAAAUUGAUAAUCUCCCUUCAAGUAUUAAGGUUAACAAGGAUGCUGAAUUCUCUGCCAUCAUUGAAGCCGUUUUAAGAAAACCAUUAUAUAGUUCGAUUAUCGAAUCUUAUAAUGAGGAGUUUAAUUUGGAAACUUUUAAGCAUAACUUCAAGACACUUCUUUAUUUGAAAUCAAUGACCGAAAAUGGUUUAAAGAAACAUGAUGAACUAUUUUUAAUCCCUAGUCUUUUGCUUAUAUUCCAAGGAGAUGUUACAAUGAAGGAAAUAUUUUCACUUGUGGAGUUGAUCGAUUUGCAUGUAUUCAGUACUGAUGUUUUACAUAGUCUCAACGGAAUAUUAGGUGGAUGGGAGACUUCCUCAAAGAUAACCAAAAUCUUUGGUGACUACUCGAAGGAAUUUAAACAUUUAAGCUCUAAUAAUUUAUGGGAAAUUCUAACUCAAUUUUCUGAUAGACUUCCAUUGAGUUUAUCCGCGCCUUCGACUCCAGUCUUCCAAUCAUUUUCAAGUCUUAGUUUAAAACUGGACUCUCCAGAUAUUUCUACUCAAGUGGUUUCAUCAGCUACUUUAGAAUUGGUCUAUAAAUUGAUACAGGCUUUAGUUGUAUACAUCAACUCUUCAUCACCCAAAAAGUUCCAUUUAACUAUGUUACAGGGUGUAUUGGUGACUAUUUUCAAAUAUUACCAUUUUGGCUGGAAUGAUUACAAAGAAUUGACAACAGAGAAUAUAUCAAUCAAAUUGAAUAGAAGUACGGAAGCCCAAGAAAACUUGAACUCUUUUAUUACUAAGUGGAAGGAAUCAUUAUUACUAGUUUAAAUAAUAUUUCAACGUGAAUAAUAUACUGCCCAGAAAAGAUACAUCUAAAUGAAUCGUAUAUAAGCGUAAACACAUUAGAUUUUUACAUAAUACAUUAAUUACUCUAUAAUUCCUUUUAAGAACUCU